AUGUUGGUCAGAAUGGCUCCUCCUUUUCCUCUGAUCUUCCUGCUCAUGUUUUAUGUGGUUUCUAGUGAUGAUUGGGGUGUGAUUUACAGUUCUCCACACAUCUGUGCACUAAAAGACUCAUCAGUGAUAAUGAGCUGCACUUAUACAUACCCUACUGGACAUCAGAUCAGGAAAGUGUACUGGACUAAAGAUUAUGUAAAGAGUGGAGAUCCUCCAGAUCUGUCUGAGGACCCUGAAUACAGUCAGAGGCUUCAGUAUCUGGGAGAUAAACAGCAGAACUGCACCGUCAGACUGAGUCAUGUGACAAAGAAAGAUCAACACAAGUAUUAUUUCAGAUUCACUACUGAUAAACGUAAUGGCAAAUGGAUUGCUGUUCCAGGAGUGACUCUUAAUAUCACAGAUCUUCAGCUGGAGUCUCCUGAGAGAGUGACAGAGGGAGAUUCAGUCCGUCUGGCAUGUAAAAGCAGCUGUAAUCUGACUGACACACCAACAUUCAUCUGGUACAGAAACUCACAGACAUUGACUGAAGGAACUAUUGGAAAUAAACUCAUCCUCAAGUCAGUCAGAAAAGACGAUGCAGGCAGAUAUAGAUGUGCUGUAGAUGGACACACACUCACAUCACCUGAGGUCUUUCUCGAUGUCACCUAUCCUCCAAAGAGGGUCUCAGUGUCCAUCAAUAGAUCUGCUGUAAUAGUGGAGGGAGAUUCAGUGACUCUGAGCUGCAGCAGCGACUCAAACCCUCCUGCUCUGAACUUCAGAUGGUUUAAUGGAGAAACAUUUGUAGGAUCUGGAAGAAUCUUCAACAUCUCCAAGAUCAGCUCUGAUGACAGUGAAAAAUACAAGUGUAGAGCCAGAAAUGACCACGGAGAGAAAAACUCUGAUCCUGUGACUUUAAACAUUCAGUAUCCUCCCAGAAACGUCUCAGUAUCUGUCACUGAUGAUUCUGGUCAGCUUUGGUUUGAUUCAGUGAGUCUGAGCUGCAUCAGUGACUCGAACCCUCCUGCUCUGAACUUCAGCUGGUUUAAGGAGAAUCAAAGCUCAGCUGUUGGAUCUGGACAGAGUUUCAGUGCAGUACAGAGUGGACGCUUCUACUGUGAGGCUCACAAUCCACAUGGAGCUCAGAGAUCAGACGCCGUCACUGUCACUGUUAAAGGUCCUCCAGUGCUAUUCUACAUCUCCAUUGGAGUGGUUUGUGGAGCUGCAGUUUUCAUCACAAUGGGGAUCAUUUGGGGAAUCAGGAGGAUGAAGGAGAGAAAAGCCAAACAGCAGCUGGAUUGUUCCAGACGUCAGGAUGACAAACGUAACGCUUGUGAUGUUGAUCAGCCUGUGUAUGAGAAUGCAACGGCUUUUCAAUGCAGCCCUGAUCAUUGUAAACCUGAACUGGACUCUUCUGUGUAUGAAAACCUUCCAAAUAACAAGAGGACGCAGUAG
This is a messenger RNA of Danio aesculapii, 1431 nucleotides long. Its product is annotated as B-cell receptor CD22-like. Lineage: Eukaryota; Metazoa; Chordata; Actinopteri; Cypriniformes; Danionidae. Bases 1 to 1431 code for a protein of 476 amino acids. The record is from RefSeq and is a predicted model, not a curated record. The transcript has 10 exons.